CGCUCAAAUCUUUCUAGAUCUGUUGAGGUAAUCACCAAGCCGGGGAUUCGCCGCCUCGCUCGCAGAGGUGGAGUGAAGAGGAUCAGAGGGCUGAUUUACGAGGAGAGUCGCGGCGUUCUCAAGAUCUUCUUGGAGAAUGUCAUUCGUGACGCUGUGACCUACACCGAGCACACCCGGCGCAAGACGGUGACGGCGAUGGAGAGAGAUGGCAAACUCCGGCGGGGCGCUUACUGGAGCUCUAACGGAUUAUCUGCAAUCAAUUAA
This is a messenger RNA of Linum tenue, 264 nucleotides long. The record is from the annotation of a GenBank genome assembly. NCBI's taxonomy places the organism in Eukaryota, Viridiplantae, Streptophyta, Magnoliopsida, Malpighiales, Linaceae.